GUCAGGCUGCUCUUCUCUUUAGUGUUUGCCGUGUUCCCCUCCUCCACCGCCCGAACCGGAUCCUUCACCGACACCGCGCCGCUCCGUGUAUGGACACCGACAGAUAAUCCCUUGACUCCUGCCUGCACUCAGCUUCACUCUGCACUGAACACCGUUUCCUGCCAGCAGCCAUCUCUGAUAGACACCAUCAUGUCACAAGUCCAGAACGCACCCGCCGCCCUCUCAGGGAGCCUGCUGAGCAAGAAGCCGCACUCUCCCCUCCCUCAGUCUCUGGGGAUCCCACCCACUGCCGGCCCCCUGCCUUCUGAACAUGCAGGAAGACCACACCAGAGCUCCGCCCUGCCGCCUACGUCUGUCACCUCUGGCAAUGCUGCUGCAGUCUCUUCUAACAUGGCAAACCCCAAAGAGAAAACCCCCAUGUGUCUAGUGAAUGAAUUGGCCCGUUUCAAUAAAGUUCAGCCUGAGUACAAACUUCUGAGUGAACAAGGCCCGGCGCACUCCAAGGUGAUACGGCCAGGACGCUGGCAGGAUUACAGCCUUCUUGAGAGAGUGGGAGAAGAUCGCCCAAACCAAACCUUCACCGUACAGCUCACACUGGGAGACCAGAACUGGGAGGCCGAAGGGACGAGUAUUAAAAAAGCUCAACAUGCUGCUGCUGCCAAAGCUUUGGAGGGGACUAAAUACCCGAAACCUACUGCCCGCCCAUCCCGCAAUGAGGGAAAAAACCCAGACAGUAUAACCCCCACCGUGGAACUGAAUGCGUUGUGUAUGAAACUGGGCCGGAAACCCACCUAUAAACCCCUGGACCCUUAUACAGGAAUACGUUCCUCAUACAACUACAACAUGCGGGGCGGCGGUUAUUCCCCACGCUUCUCUCCAAGGUACUUCUACCCGUUCCCCAUGGCUCCUAUGCUGUACCAAGUCGAGCUUUGUAUAGGCGGGCAACAAUUUCCUGGUAAAGGUAGAACGCGGCAGGCCGCCAAGCACGACGCAGCUACUAAAGCUCUGAAGUUCUUACAGCACGAACCCCUACCCAGCAAACCCGAGAUGAAUGGAAAAGCAUCGGAUGAAGAAAAUCUAAACAAGUCAGAAAUAAGCCAGGUGUUUGAAAUUGCACUCAAAAGGAACUUACCUGUGAACUUUGAGGUGACCAAGGAGACGGGUCCUCCUCACAUGAAGAGCUUUGCCACAAAGGUGGCCGUUGGAGAGUUUGUCGGUGAAGGAGAAGGGAAGAGUAAAAAGAUUUCGAAGAAGAAUGCUGCCAUGGCCGUCCUUGCUGAGCUGAAGAAACUGCCUCCUCUUCCCACAGUAGAGAAAAUGAAACCACGAAUCAAAAAGAAAACCAAGUCCAUCGUGAAGCUUCCUACCAGUCCGGAGUAUGGGCAAGGCAUGAACCCCAUCAGUAGGCUAGCUCAGAUACAGCAAGCUAAGAAGGACAAAGAACCUGAAUACACCCUCAUCACUGAGCGAGGCCUACCCCGGCGCCGGGAGUUUGUCAUGCAGGUGAAGGUUGGGAACCAGACGGCGGAGGGAAUGGGCACCAACAAGAAAGUGGCCAAACGCAAAGCUGCUGAGAACAUGUUGGAGCUCCUGGGGUUUAAAGUUCCUCCAGCACCUGCCAAACCGGCCCUGAAGAAUGAUGAGAAGGCUCCGGUGAAGAAACCAGUGGACGGGCGGAAGGUGACCUUCUUCGAGCCUGGAUCUGGAGAGGAGAAUACCAAUAACAAUAAAGAAGACGAGUUUCGAAUGCCCUAUCACAGCCAUCAGCAGCUGCCAGCCGGAAUUCUACCCAUGGUCCCUGAAGUAGCACAAGCUGUAGGGGCCAACCAAGGACUUCACACCAAAGAAUUUAAUAGGGUGGCUGCAAAUCCCGCCGUGGCCACUGUAACUGCAAUGAUUGCACGAGAACUGCUGUAUGCCGGAAGCUCCCCGACAGCAGACACCAUUAUGAAGAAUAACCAUGGCCCCAACCACACGCUGCACGGUCCGCUCACCCGGCCCUCGGAACAGUUAGAGUACCUGUCCAGCGUGCAGGGAAUUGAGGUCGAAUAUAAAGACUUUCCAAAAAACAACAAAAACGAGUUUGUCUCCCUAAUAAAUUGUUCCUUCCAACCGCCACUAAUCAGCCACGGUGUGGGGAAAGAGGUGGAGUCCUGCCAUGAUAUGGCUGCUUUGAAUAUCUUGAAGCUGCUCUCUGAAAUGGACCAACAAAGUCCUGAGGUGCCGAGGACGGGGAAUGGACCAAUGUCGGUGUGUGUCAAACCCGAAAUGGAAAGUGACUCUCUCCUCAAACCAGCUAGCUCAAACACUUUGGGACAAACACUGGACAAUACAGCCUGAUGACCGCCGCAGACGGAACUCCAAAGCACCAGAGAAAAUCAAAAUGUUUUUUUGUUUUUGUUUUUGUACUUGAACCGCUGCGACGAGUCCCGUCUCCUCUUCCCACGUCUCUUUCCCGCCUGUAAUUUCAAAUGAUGAUUUUUAUAGUUUUUGUAUCGGUUCCAUCACUUUUUGAAACAUUUCAUGAAUUGAUCAUAUCCUCACAUGUAGUCAUAUAUGGAUGGAUUUUUUUCUUUUCUUUAUUUUUUUUUUAAUGAGGCAUUAGUGGCAAUGAAGUUUUUGUUUUCAAUUGUAAAAUGUGCUACCGCUAAAUGCCAGUUCUGCCAGGUAGCGAUGAACUAACCAUUGUAGGAAUAAAUAUAUAAUUUUUUUUUUAUUUUAUCAUUUAGCGAUAGACAGUGUUCAAUCAUUUGAGUGUUUACUUUUGUGUUUGUAUUAAGAAGUUUAACAUAAAGUAUGUGAAAGGUGUGCAGCCUAUAUCACUGCAUCACAGGAUAUGAUCCGACCGGCGUGCCACCAGCUCAUUUGAUUUUCUUUGUGUGCUUUAUCCCGUGGAUUUACAUCUCCAUGUUGGGCUGAAAAAAUGCCUUCGUCCGUGUAUGAGCCUUGUUGCUUUAGGUGUGUUGGUAGCGUGCCCGCGACACCUGCAGUACAUUUCGCAUAUUGUCUAUUUAAAACGCAUCAUGCGUCGCCAAGUUCAGUAUCGCUUCAGGUCAUUGUUUACCCUGGAAUUUUUUCUCCCCCAUGGAAUGUAACUAGUGUUUGUCACAAGAAAAAAAAAAUGCAAAAAAAAAUAA
Rana temporaria (common frog) is the source of this 3137-nucleotide messenger RNA. It is a transcript of the gene STAU1, whose product is annotated as staufen double-stranded RNA binding protein 1. The transcript is spliced from 16 exons. The record is from RefSeq and is a predicted model, not a curated record. Lineage: Eukaryota; Metazoa; Chordata; Amphibia; Anura; Ranidae. Bases 190 to 2340 code for a protein of 716 amino acids.